Messenger RNA from Ctenopharyngodon idella (grass carp), 6525 nucleotides. RefSeq names its product E3 ubiquitin-protein ligase RNF14-like. Gene Ontology annotation, cellular component: cytoplasm; ubiquitin ligase complex. Gene Ontology annotation, molecular function: ubiquitin conjugating enzyme binding; ubiquitin protein ligase activity; zinc ion binding. The record is from RefSeq and is a predicted model, not a curated record. NCBI's taxonomy places the organism in Eukaryota, Metazoa, Chordata, Actinopteri, Cypriniformes, Xenocyprididae. The transcript is spliced from 8 exons. The coding region runs from base 4574 to 5893 and encodes 439 amino acids. Gene Ontology annotation, biological process: positive regulation of proteasomal ubiquitin-dependent protein catabolic process; ubiquitin-dependent protein catabolic process; protein polyubiquitination.
CUACUGUUGAUACUAAAAUUGAUAACUAAUCCACUUCUUCAUGUACAAAAAAUAAGGCAUGUGUCCAUGCAAAUCCAUGCAGAUUCUGUGACUGGUUUUAUUUUACCUCUAGAGGGCUGUUUUACAACAUCUCCAUAUACACACUCCACAUUUCAUUUUAUUUACACUACUUAACGAUUUUUUCUACCAUAUUGGAGAGAAAAGUAGCAGCACGGUCAUGGGUCUUUCAAGCAGAGAACUUUGCUCAUGCAUGGUUUUGCAUAAUUACACAUUUGACUAAUGGCAAAGUCCACCUUCACAAAGAAAUAAAAAAGCAAUACGAUUUCAGUUGGACUAAAGAAUUUACGUUACAUAUUGAAAAAAGAUAAAUUAUUGCUUUAUUCCAACUGAAAUUGAUUUUUGCAUGCAACCAAACAUCAUAAAGUCACAUACUAUAUCCAAGAUGAUAAUUAUCCAUCCAUUUAUUAUCCAAACCUUUGGGAUACUCAUUUUGGCAUGCUAUGAUUUUAGACACACUAAUUCUAAUCUUGGGGCAGCAAGGUGGUUCAGUGGGUAGCCCUGUCGCCUCACAGCAAGAAGUUCCUAGGGUUGGGUCAAGUCCCGACUCAGCCAGGAGGCCUUUCUGUGUGGACUUUGCAUGUUCUCCCCGUGUCUGCGUGGGUUUCCUCCGCAAUCCAAAGACAUGUAGGUCAGGUGAAUUGGAGACACUAAAUUGCCUGUAGGUAUGAAUGUGUCUGUGUGUGAAUCCUGUGAUGAACUGGCCAUCCAUUCAAGGUGUUUCCCUGCCUGUGGUCCGAGACGCUGCUGGGUUAGGCUCCAGCUCCCCACGACCUGUACCAUAGUACUGAGACUGCUCUCGUUAGAGUUACUAAUGACUUGCUUUUAUCAUCAGAUCGUGGUUGUAUCUCUCUAUUAGUGUUACUGGAUCUUAGUGCUGCAUUUGACACUAUCGAUCACAACAUUCUUUUAAAUAGACUCGAAAAUUAUGUUGGCAUUAGUGGAAUUGCACUGUCAUGGUUCAAAUCAUACUUAUCUGACCGUUAUCAGUUUGUAGUAGUAAACGAAGAGAUGUCAUAUCGAUCACAAGUUCAAUAUGGAGUACCGCAAGGCUCAGUACUAGGACUGUUGCUUUUCACUCCGUACAUGCUACCCUUGGGAGAUAUCAUUAGGAAGCAUGGCGUUAGUUUUCACUGUUACGCUGAUGAUACUCAGCUCUAUAUUUCUUCGUGCCCUGACGAAACUUAUCAAUUCACAAAAUUAACAGAAUGCAUAGCUGAUAUAAAAAAUUGGAUGACCAGUAAUUUCAUACUACUAAAUUCAGAAAAAACAGAGAUUCUAAUUUUUGGACCAAAAACUUCUUCACGUAAUAACCUAGAAUACUGUCUAACACUUGAUGGUUGCUCUGUUAAGUCUUCGUCGUCAGUUAGGAACCUGGGUGUGCUCUUUGAUACCAAUCUUUCAUUUGAAAGCCAUGUUUCUAGCAUCUGUAAAACCGCAUUCUUUUAUCUUAAAAAUAUAUCUAAACUACGACAUAUGCUCUCAAUGACAAAUGCAGAUCAGUUAGUUCAUGCGUUCAUGACCUCAAGGCUAGAUUACUGUAACGCUCUACUGGGUGGUUGCCCUGCUUGCUUGAUCAAUAAACUACAGCUCAUACAAAAUGCAGCAGUUAGAGUUCUUACUAGAACCAGGAAGUAUGACCAUAUUAGCCCAGUUCUGUCAACACUGCAUUGGCUUCCUGUUAAACAUCGCAUAGAUGUUAAAAUCUUGCUAAUUACUUACAAAGCACUAAAUGGUUUAGCUCCCCAGUACCUGAGCGAGCUCUUAAUGCAUUAUAGUCCUUCACGUCUAUUGUGAUCUCAGAAUUCAGGCCAGUUGAUAAUACCUAGAAUAUCAAAAUCAACCGCAGGUGGUAGAUCCUUCUCUUAUUUGGCACCUAAACUCAAUCUUCCUAGCAUUGUUCGGGAAGCAGACACACUCUGUCAGUUUAAAUCUAGACUAAAAACACAUCUCUUUAACCUGGUAUACACAUAACACAUUAUAAAUUGAUGUUUUCAAAUCCGUUAAAGGAUUGUUAGGCUGCAUAAAUUAGGUCAGCUGGAACCGGGAACACUUCCUAUCACACCAGAUGUACUUGUUACAUCAGAAGAACAAUGGCAUCUACGCUAAUAUUAGUCUCUCUGUUUAUCCCGAGGUUUACCGUAGUCGGCCAGAUCCGGGCCAUAUCCAGGUGAGAUCGAGGACCUGCACUGUGAAGGCCUCAUCGACACGAAAGCCAGUGGCACAGUUCCUCAACAAACCGUCCAUACCGGCAUGAUGAAUACGAUCCUUAACUGGAUGGAACUGGAAUACAUACUUUGACUGUUGCGAUCCCAUCAGACUUAUUAUGAUUCAGGCAGCUAUCAUAAAGCACUGUUCGCUGUUGGCCAGAGGAGAACUGGCCCCCCGACUGAGCCUGGUUUCUCCCAAGGUUUUUUUCUCCAGUUUAACACCCGUUUGACUCCUGACGUCACCUGUUGGAGUUUGGGUUCCUUGCCGCUGUCGCCUUUUGGCUUGCUUAGUUAGCUUAUAUUCAACAGUGUUUUGAUCUGCCUGCAUUGACACCAUUGUAUGCGAACUGAACUGAGCUGGAUGAUGACAUCACUGUUUACUCCAGUGCUGAUAUAGAUAAAUUAACUAAAUUAAUAACUUCUUGCAUUGGAAUGAAUCAAUACUGAAUUUACUUAAGAUGGAUAAUGACACCAUUUUCUUUAAGAUCUGUUGUGCAGCCAAAAUUAUAUACCAGUUAUCACUGUAAAGUGGUGUGGAAAAUGAGUGGAUGGAUAAUUCUAUCUUGGAUACUAUUUAGGGUAAAUAGUAUGUGAAAUGGAAUAUAGGUUAAGGACUGUUUCAGUGUGGUUGGUUCUUUUUAAAAUGUAAUGUAAAUUCUUUAGUCCAAAUGAAAUCAAAUGAAAAAAAUUUUUUUUUCUUUGUGAAGGUAGACUAACAAACCUACAUACUGCGAUCAUAGGUUGGCUUCACCCAGCAAAUACCUACAGCAUAGUAAACACAUUAAUCAGACUAAAAAUGGCCUCUGUGUUGUGUGCUCACUGUCUGUAAGACAGAGGUGAUGUGUGGCGUGUAUGUAAUCCUUCAACUAUUCGAAUAUGCAUCGUCUCAUGAAUACUUGGACAGAAAGAUAGUGACUGUAUUUUGACUACGCAAAAACCUGCUAAAGGACAAUUAUAACUGGGCAUGUCCACAUGCUUAGUGUUUUUAGAACUGCAUUUUGUCUUGACAAACUUAAAGGUACAAUACGGAAUAACGGGGUCUCUAUCAACAUCUUUAUCUUCUUAUACAGCUUAUCAUAUUGACUCGAGUUAAAAAAAUAAAGUGGUAUUGAACACUGAUUUUUUUACAAUUAUUUUCCGUAGUGUACUAUGAUCUUCCCACUCUAAACAGAGUACUGUAUUCCUGUAAACCUUUAUAAAUCUUUAAUCUAGCUGAAAUACACAGUAAAUUUCACAUUUGUAUGCUGAAGAUGCUGGUUGCUGUGAUAUGGUUUAAAAUACAGUUAUUAUUUUGCUCUAGAUUACAUCAGGGAAUGGACACUGAAGCGCAAGAUUUUUUGCCACAUUUGAAUUCACUUUAUCUUUGCAUUUUGUGAAUUCACACAUUAACCAUAGAACCAGUAAAUAACAUUCAUGUUUUUCCCUGCAUUUAUUUAUCAGCUUUUAACAGAUCAGAGGCAGAUAAAUGUUACCUAUUCACAACAUUUCUACAUCCCAGGUUGCAUCCAGUAGACUUCCAGUAGACAUAAACAAUCAGCGACUAUGAACAAUUUAGCAUCAAAUACAAAAAUUAAGCUUUUUGAAACAUCAGUGUGCACACAGUUCUGUGUAAAAAUGUAAUGAAGGUAAAUUUUCUGUUGCUGUUUAAUAUUAUGAUGUGUGCUGUUUUAUUUUCAAAAGUAAGUUUUUAAAUUUUGCAGCAGGAUGAUGUUGUGAAGCAAUCAUUUUCUAUUGCAUUGUUUGCUUUAUUAUAAUAACACGUUGAAUUUGUGGUGGUCAGAUUGAGCAUCGAGAGAAAUGCAACUAAAAUUAUUCAGUGAAGUAUCAUCAUUAUUUCAAGUGUUGUGCAUUUUCCACUGAUAGCAUCAACAAACAGCUCAGGAUCAUAAAAUGUUUCUUGCAGGAGGAACGUCAGCCAUGAAACCAGAAAUGACACGCAGAGAUUGAUUACAGAGACCUGGGAUAGAUUACAGCAUAUCUGAGUCAGACAAUUCUGAAAUCUUUCCAUUGAGAUCUUUUCAGGUUCACUAGAAAAUAAAAUAAAAUAAAUGAUUAAAUAAAAUUCUGAUUCUGAAUAAUAGGCCUAUUCUUACUGUUUUGCUUAAUCACAGACGGUCAGAGAGAAAUAAUUGUAGACGUUCGCGUAAAACGAAGGCUUUAAGACCAAGCAGAAAGGCUCUGCCUACGACAUCCAGGGAAUCACACCCAGUAGUGACGGAACACCACGAGGUUUUGCCAAUUGCCAUAAACUAAGAAGCAUAAGAAGUUGUGGAAUCUAACCAUUCAACCAUCUGAGGAAUGUUCAAAUGUCAGCCAACCAGGAAGCACAAUCAGAUGAACUGCUGGCUCUAGCGAGCAUAUAUGAUGAAGAGGAGUUUAACAGGACAGAAUCAAGGCAGAGGGGCAAGAUACAUAUGUGCCUUGAGCUUCCUCCUAACUUCAGACUGCUAGUCAAGGGGGAGGCAUGCAUAGAGUGUGGUAUAUCCUUUCUACCCCCCGUGGUUCUGAGUUUUGAACUACCUACAGACUACCCUUCAUCAUCGGCUCCAGUCUUUACUCUAAGCUCCAAAUGGCUUUCAAGAUUCCAGAUCACUGCACUUUGCAAGAGACUGGACGAACUUUGGGAAGAGAACAGGGGCAAUGUGAUUCUUUUUACUUGGAUCCAGUUUCUAAAGGAAGAAACUCUAGAAUUUCUGAACAUCCAGUGUCCACUCGAGAUCCAAACCAUUGAUGGGCAGCCUCAAUAUGAAUCUGGUCAGAACCAAGCAGUAGACACCGCUGUAGAAAAGAGUAAAGUGCAAGAGUUGGACCAACGAGCAGUUCAAGAAGUUGACCCUCACACAGAUAUACUAACCCAGCUGCUGGAUUUUAAUGAAGCUCAGAAGCAGAAGGUGUUUGAUGGCAAGGUUUUUUGCUGUGGAAUCUGCUUCUCUGAGAAUCUUGGUUCCAACUCUUUGCUCUUCAAAGAGUGUCAGCAUGUCUACUGCAAGGCCUGUGUGAAGGAAUACUUUCAGAUCCAAAUUAGAGAUGGCAAAGUCCAGUGCCUUACCUGCCCUGAGCCUGAGUGUAUGUCCAUGGCCUCUCCUGCACAGGUGAAACUUCUCGUGGGCGAAGAUGAAUUUGCCCGCUAUGACCGCCUCCUUCUGCAGUUGAGUCUGGACCUAAUGGCAGAUGUUGUUUAUUGUCCACGCAUGAGUUGCUGCAUGGCUGUGAUCAUCGAGCCUGACACCAGCAUGGGAAUCUGCCCCUCAUGCCAGUUCGUCUUCUGCACCCUCUGCAAGCGAACAUACCAUGGUCUCUCUAACUGCAAAGAAUAUGAGCUUUGCAGGUUGAGGGAUGAGUACCUCGCUGCCAGUGAAAAGGAGAAGGAACAGCUUGAAAAGAGUUAUGAAAAGCAGCUAAUUCAAAGAGCAACUGAUGAGUCUUUAACUGAAGACUGGCUGAAGGAUAACUCCAAACAGUGCCCUUCCUGUGGUGCUAACAUACAGAAAAUAAUGGGCUGCAACAAAAUGACCUGCUCCUCCUGUAAGCAGUAUUUCUGCUGGAUCUGCCUUGCAGUGCUCGACAGAAGGGAACCCUACAGCCACUACAGAGACUCUAGCUCUCCGUGCUAUACUGAUGAAUAGUGGCUUUUGCCGACAUGUUAAUUAAAAAAUAUGACAGAUAACUGAUUGAUGACAAAUAUUUUUUUUUAAAUCACUCAUAUGAACUGAAACUUUUUUAAUAGUGCUGAACUUUAUUAGAAAAUGAACAAUAAUGACUUAAACAUGUGAAUGUUUGUAACUAUUAAAAUAAAUACAUAAAAAUAGCUAAUCUUUAUAACUACUGACACACUGAUGAUGCAAUGUGAUUUUAAAUAUAAUUUUCAAGUGCCACUGUAUAGGUUAUAUAUCCACGUGCCCUCAAAUGAACGUUAUACUGUUUAGAUCUUUUGCACAUACCAGUAACUACUUCAUAAGGUUUAUUGUGUAAGAACAGAGAAAUCUUUGGAAAACUAAAACAGAAAACAGGUUAUUCCUGUGCACAUGUCACACAUUUGUGCAGUAUGGACAUCUCCCUAGAUUUCAACAUCUCCUGACUUGCUGUGCAAUGAUCGUAUAUUUUAAUGCACCUCAUCCAUUUUACAGUGUUUGUUCUUUAGAUUGUCUUAUUGUUUGUAAUCCUGUUGACUCUUCUGUUUUGCAUACUCUGUGCAGCACUUUGGUUGACUUCGGUUGUUUUAAAUGUGCUAUAUAAAUAAACAUUGUAUUGUAUUGUA